Messenger RNA from Drosophila albomicans, 3524 nucleotides. It is a transcript of the gene Rgk3, whose product is annotated as GTP-binding protein RAD. NCBI's taxonomy places the organism in Eukaryota, Metazoa, Arthropoda, Insecta, Diptera, Drosophilidae. The coding region runs from base 907 to 2370 and encodes 487 amino acids. Gene Ontology annotation, biological process: negative regulation of high voltage-gated calcium channel activity. The transcript is spliced from 10 exons. Gene Ontology annotation, cellular component: plasma membrane. The record is from RefSeq and is a predicted model, not a curated record. Gene Ontology annotation, molecular function: GTP binding; GTPase activity; calcium channel regulator activity.
UCGAACGAAACGGACGCGAACGCGGAAAUUGGAACGUUGCAAAAACGUUGCGCCAAGCGAAUUUCGAAAACGGAAUUUUUGGAAAAUUUUGUAUUUCAACAAAUAAACAACAUCUAGUAUACAUUUAAAUACUUGAAGCGUGCAACGUUUGUUUUUUUAAAUAGAGUAUUUAUUUGGUAUUUAUUUAUUCGGUUUGCAAUUCGCGUGGAAUUUCGCGGUAUUUCAAAAACGCUAAAAAUAGCGAAAAAGUGGCUAAAAGUGCAUAUAUUAAUAUAUCAAAAUAUAUACAAACGAAGUGUAUGUGAGAGUGUAUUAGUGUGUGUGGUUUUGUGUUAAUACAAAUUAUCGACCAAAUACAUAAGGCCGCACAUUUGUGUCGCCCCUUUUCAUCCGCCCGCUGCGACAUUAACUUCAUUUUUUGUUGCUGCUUCCCCAACGGCUGUUGUGCUUUUUUCGUUGUUAUUGUUUUUGUUUUAUUUCCUAUGGAUAUUGACCAACGCUGUUCAUUAACUGAGCCCAACCAGAGGAGCAGCAGCAGUAGCAAAAGCCGCCAACAGCUGCCGGUCUAAGCGGGAAAACGAGGCCAGAGGCAAAAAACCGCACCGCAAAACUCUCAGAUUAUGCACCCGAAAGUGCAGCCACAGUUAGAGCACCAUCACCACAAAGAGCACCAAAAUCGAAAGCGAAUGCAAUUCCAAAUUCGAGUACUGAAUACUGCAAUAGCGAGACAAUAGACAACAACAUUAAAAGCUAACUCUAGAGAGCACCACAAAACUUAACCGCAAAUCCAGUCCAGCCACAAAUACACAUACAAACAGACACACAACUACACACACACAUAGAAACACACACUUACACUAAAGAGACCACCGCAGAAAGCAUUUGGCACAAACAGAAACACACAAAAUGGUGGACGAUAUAUCGCCCAUGCAUCAUCGCAUGCAGAAGAAGACGAGAAGCGCCUCGAUCUGUGCCACCGGGGCCAGCAUCGAGACCGUCAUCCACAACAUGCCCUCGGGCAGUGCCACGCCCGAGGGCGGCACUCCAGGCUACAGACGUCGCCGCCCCGCAACGCGCUCGCAAAGUGCUCGCAUCACAUCGGGCGCCAGAUCGGUCCGUCGUCGCACUCAGGCCCAGCAGCAGCAGCAACAGCAACAACACACGCUGCAGGAGACACGCUCGUAUUGCACCAGCGAGCCGCGACUAAGCGAAACGGAGACGCCUCCGCAGCGUCGCAAACUGUCGCAGCGUCGACCGCAGCCGCACGGACAUAGAAAAUCGAACGCUUUUCUGGACGUGCCCACAAUGAACAUGCAUCACCUGAGGGUGAACGACGACGACGAGGAUGUGGAUCGCCUACGCACAUUCAGUGCAUCCAAAGGAGGCAUCAUCAAUCGCGGUGACUCCUUCCGAAGACGUCGCUCACGCAGCAACAGCCUGGCGCCCGUUAGUCCCAUGCACACACGUAAUGCGAUGGCCGGUCUUAAUGGCGGCGGCGGCGGUGGCAGCAGUCUCGGACUAGGCAGCGCCUACAAUGGCGGCGGCAGCAGCACUAAUGGCUUCAGCGAGGCUCCUGGCCAGGACAACCAUCAGCCGGUGGAGUUCUAUCGCGUGGAAAUGCUCGGCUCAGCGGGUGUGGGCAAGCAGGCGCUUGUCUCGCAGUUUCGCACAUCCGAUUGCAUUAAUGCCUACGAUGGACCAGAAUGCGAUGAGGCUGAACAGAAUAUCUCAAUUAUUUUGAAUGGCAUCGAAUCGGAGCUGAAGUUUCUCACGGGCAACACAGAGAGCAAGGAUGAACUGGAACAGGCGGAUGCAUUUCUGGUGGUUUACUCCUGCAUUGACAAGGAGUCCUUUACACGGGCCAAGCAGAUUUUAUCGCGACUGCAGGACAUGGACCUGCUGCGCCAUCGUCCCACCAUUUUGGUGGCCAACAAAAUUGAUUUGGCCAGAUCACGCGCCGUCUCAGCGCAAGAUGGAAAAUGUGUGGCCUGCACGUUUGGAGCCAAGUUCAUCGAGGUAUCCGUGGGCAUUAACCAUAACUGUGAUGAACUGUUGGCUGGGACAUUGACCCAAAUACGGCUCAAAAAGGAUCAGAAUCUAUUGCAGCUGAAUCCGAAAAAGUCGAAAGACAAAACUAAAUUUAAAGAUAGCAAAGACAAGAAAGUAGAGACUGUAGAAACUGAUAAAUGUCUGACACUGACUGAUCUUAAGGCCGACGAUGUGGGUCACAGGGACGGCAGCUCCCCGGCGCAUUGGUAUAAGAGCCGCAGUGUGAUGUUGGCCAGCAUGAAGGCUCGCCAAAUGCUCACUUGGAUACUGGGCAAGGAGGAUUCCAAAUUUAAGCACUGCGAGAAUUUGCAGGUGCUCUAAGCGAGUCACAAAACCAAAAAUGCGCUUCAACCGAGAGAACAAGAGAAAAACACCAAAACACCAAAAAUAUUUAAAUAUAUAUUUACUAAGUAUAUACUUAUAUAUGGUAUAAUUGUAAUUUGUAAUUGUAUAAUCAAACAGUAUGUGAAUAUUUAUAAAAACCAAAACCAAAAACCAAAGAAAAGAACCAAAGAAAGCAUUACCUUAAAAGGUAAACAGGUUUCGAUAUUUCGAUUACCUAUAUACACAUAUAUAUAUAAUAUAAUAACACUUUAGAGAGCGUCUGUCUAUAUGCUUCAACAAAAAUGUAUCUAAAGCCUGAUAAUCAAAAAUUAAAUCAAAUUUAAUGUUUAAAACGAGGCAACUAGGAGGCGAGCAACUUUAUGGAACCAAGCAAAUGCAACAAAAAAUGAACAACCUAAAAACUUUAAACAAGGAAUCAAAACAAAUACUAAAUACUUAACUACUUACUUAAAUUGAGAAGCAACUUUUCUAAGCUUUGAGCAAAGUGAAAAUAAAAACAACAAAAACAUAUAAAAUAUUUUCCCAUAAACCUCUAAACAGUCUAGCAGAGAUUAACUAUUUACAACAUAUUCAAGUUACCCCACAGUAAACUACGCUAAACAUAAACGAGUUUUUAUAAGAUUUAUGUAAAUGUAUGUGUAGAGUGUAGAUUAGAGAGCAGCCCUCAAAUUUCAAUGCGUGGGGUAGAUUUCGUUACUUCUAAGGACAGUGCUACAGGGUUUGCGAUUUAAGAUUUAAUCGAAAAAAAUAGAAAAAGCAAAAAAUUAACAAAUUUAAAUUAGUUAGAAAUACCUUGUUCGAUCCGAUCCGAUCCGUUAGUGUGUUUUGAGUUGUCUCUUUUGAAUACGUUGAAUUCUUAGUGUCUUCCGAUUUUUUAGAUAUGUAUGUAUAUAAUAUAUAGUCCAAUAUUGAAUGCCAUUGCAAUGUAAGGAAUUUGAGUGUCAUCCACAGAGAGGCAAACGACAAGCGUGUGCGUAUGUGAAUGUGGAUAGAACACAACAAUAAUUGUAUGUACUAAAUUUAACAAAAAGAAAACCCAAUUUAGAAAUGUUUCAAUUUGUGUGUAUAUAUGCUUAAUCACUUGUGGAUAUUUUCUAAACACAUCAGUUCUAUGUAUAAUAAUAAUAUAU